UGGCUUCACUGGUGAACUGUGACUUCAUUUGUGAGUGAAGUGUUGCACAGUACACCAGAGGCGGAGCCUACACGGAGUCUCCGCGGCCACUUUGCCAAAGGCAGGACUUUUCUACAUACAGUCUAUGAGCAGGACGCACGACUCUUGUCUACAAUAAUGUUCAGGGCGACUUACGAUGAGGGAUAGAGCUUCAUAUCACUCACAAGGAUUUAAUACUGGGAUGUGAUGUAUCGAUUAAAUUAGCAGCUCCUGCUACAAUGUAAGAGUCAUAUAAGGAGACGGUUACUGAUGACUCGUGGCGACAAUGUCCCAAACAUGGUCCAUCCUCACUGCCGUUACAUUGCUGGCGGUGCAGCUUUGCAUAGGGGAGAAAUCCUGCUCCAUCUGGUCCAGUGCUGGACCUUUGGUGCAGCGAGACUCCAGUUUUAGGGUUUACUGCACCUUUAACUGCAAGUGCAAGGGAUCCAUGUUCAGUGACCACCCACCCACACUACAGAACCACAAAGAACUAAAUUCUACAACCAUAUAUUUUAAUGUGGUGAACAUAACAAAGAACAGAACAUACAGCUGUAACUGUGACUGUACCCUGAGACAGUGUAACUGUCCUGCACCGGACCCCUGUGGACUGGAUAUCAAAGCUGGAUACCCACCAGAUCGCCCUAAAAACAUUUCAUGCAACUACAGGGUCAUAAAUGAUAAAAGUGGAGUUAUGUUCUGCACUUGGAACAGAGGACGGGAUACGUAUCUCAGAGACAGCUCAGUGCUGAGGGUGAGAACUGUACCAAGAAAUCACACUGAUGGACCAGAUGUGCACAAUGUCUCCAGUAAGGGAACUGAUGUAUCGUCAGUUAAUUUCACUGUGUCCAGAUCUGUCCAGCUCAUCUCUGUGUGGGUCCAAGCUGAAAAUUCACUGGGCUCUGCAGUGUCCUCCACCAUCAACUACACUCUCAGAGACAUUGUGAUGCCAUCGACUCCUGUUCUUGGCCAACCCCAGUGCUCUUCCCGGGAGUGCAUCAUCGAAGUGAAGCAGUCUGUGAUCACUCAACAACUGGAGAUCCAGUACAAAUCAGCAGAGCAGACAUGGACAUCUUAUCCAGACCAAGGUGUGCAGACGAGUACAGUUCAGAACCGGUCCAUCUCGUCUCUCGAGCCCUACAGGUUGUACUAUUUCAGAGCCCGAUCCAAAUUUAGCACCGGCUUGUGGAGUCAGUGGAGCUUAAACGUUUCCUGCUUGACUGAAGAGGAGGCUCCUGCAGAAAAGUUGGAUGUGUGGUACGCUGAAUUUGCAUCUGCAGCUGACUUUAAAUCCCUGACAGUUUACUGGAAGGAAGCGAACAGUUCUGUCUCCAGAGGGAAGAUUAAAGACUACAUUGUCUGUGUCGACAGCCCAGAUUCUAGACUGGCCUUUGUCACUAAUGUCAGUAGCAAUGACAGGAAUUAUACCAUCCCGAUCUGUGCUAACUGUGAAGUGACACUGUGGUCUCGUAACUCCAAAGGGCUGUCCCCUCCUGCUAGAAUUACAGCACAUCACACAAAAGCAGUGCAAGUAUUCAUACAUGCUCCAGCCAAGUCCUCACAGGAUGUGCAAGUAUCAGCAGUCACCAUCUCCUGGAGAAAGCCUGAAACUGCACGACUACCCGCUGCGUAUGUGGUGGAGUGGUACCCAGUGGGCCUCAAGCUGGAGGAGCUCAGAUGGAUGAGACUGGGCAGAAAUGACAACCAUGCAGUCGUUACAGAUAUUAAGCCAUAUGAGUGCUACGAGGGAGCAGUGUAUAGUGUCUAUAAUGAGAGCUCAGUGACUUGGGAAAGGUUUGGAGGUGUCACCACCUUGGAGUCAGUCCCAGAAGCUGGUCCAAUUGCCCAAGAGAAGGUUGAGGGGCACACAGUGAAAGUGACAUGGAUGGAGCUUCCCAGGAGCCAGCGGAGGGGUUGUAUCACCAACUAUACCAUCUAUUUGGAGAGCGAAAGAGGACACCAGAAGCCUUACCCCGUGGCAGCAUCAGAGAGGAUGCACGUGAUCGAAAACCUGUCUCCAGCUGCCUACUGGCUGUGGAUGUCUGCCUCCACUGCUGCAGGAGAGGGCCCUCCAAGCUUAAAAAUCCAGCUCUUUAUCCAGGAAGAAACUCCACUGUGGCUCUUACUGGUGUGUGGCGUCGCCUUCAUGAUCGUGGUGCUUUUGUUGUGCCUGUGCCAGUGUUCAGCAGUAAAGCAAAAGUUCUGGGUGUUUUUCCAGUGCCUCAUGCUCGAUGUUGUGCCAGAUCCUGCAAACAGCAAAUGGGCUAAAGAGUGUACACAGGAGAAGGGCAAGAUUAACCUCCAGCUACAGCUGAGUAACUCCAGUGUAACCGAGGAGGAAGGAGAGCCCAUCCUGGUGGAUGUGGAGGAGCUGCCCAAGCAGAACAAUGGCAUCUCCACAUCUAAAAACGUCUCCUCGCAGCUCCGUCCUCAGAUCGGCCUCAGCCCGGAGACAGAGACGGCCACACAGCUGUACCCUCUGAGCACAUACAUCAAGAGCUUCUCGCAUGACUCAGACAGCUCCGACCACACACAGACCUCUCUGGACACAAACACAACCGUUGACUAUAUCUCAUCACACGGGAUGGGAACUAUGGAGGAGGAGGAUCAGGAGGAGGAGGAGGAGGAGGAGGAGGAAGAAAUGCUGGGUUUCUUCCCUACUCAAAACGUCUUCAUAGAAACGUUGAACUUUGGAGGAAAGUUGACUCUGGAUGCCGUCAAAAUUGACUUCUGUAGUGACUUCUUUCAGGACAGUUAGUGUGAAACUAAAGCAGAACUCUUUGAUGAGAUCAGGUUUGAGUGAGAAGAACGUUUAGAGGAAGAACUGAUGAAAGAAAUUGAAGCUACUGGACACAACAAUGAUUUCAGUGUCUGUUUUUUUGGCUCACGCACCUAGCUGGGAUGUGCAUGAACUACCUCUUAGCUUAUUGAUCAGAACUGUAACAGCUGUCUUGCAGUUGUCUGUGCUGUUAUGCAGGAAUCAUUUUUGACUCAAAUGUAAUUUUUCUUUCAUUUUAUGCAUUACCAUUGUUUUCUCUUCAGAAUGGCUUUAGACACACUAAUACCACAACCAAAAUGAACACAUCACAAGCUGCAUGAGUAUAUCAGAUAUCAACAUUUUAUGCCUGGCUGAAAUGAGGUAUUUGGAAAAAGGCCUCAAUCCUGAUGCUGACAGAUCGGCACUGAUCGGCCCUUUUCACAGCACACGCUUUGACUUGCCAUGGUAGGAAAAGCGCAGGUGUUAUUAAAUUACAUUAACAAUGGCUCUGUGUCUCAUUAAGCCAUGACAGUGUGCCACAAUGCACAAUACUGGGACAUGUCUUAUCAUUUUCUGACCCAGUUUAGAUGAAACAACACCCCUUUCCGUGUGACGAAAGCCUCCACCAAAGAUACAUCCAAGUGCAGGUACUUUUCUACGUUGUUGUACUGUCCUGAGCACACACCAUGUCUACUCAUUUUGGAAGUCGCUUUGAUCCAAAAGUUACAAGUGAAGGAUAUCAUGAAAGCUUCGGUGCAGUAUGAGACCUUGGUGUAAAUGCAAGUACUGCAUGAAUUCAACAAGUGUACCAAAAGUGCACACAACGUAAUGACUAACUUACCCGCUUGUGCGCUGGACGUCUGGCAGGCUUUAAAAAAUGUGCAUGAGAAGAAAGGGUUAAUGUUAGAUUAACUUAUGUUAUAAGUUAAUCUAACUUAAUGUUAGAUUAACUUAUUACAUUUUAUUCGCUGGUAUAUUUUAACUGAAAGAUCACUUACCUCAGCUCUGUGUCACUGUGAUCGUCAGUAAUCUUUGAAAAGGCUUGACGAGGCUUGAGUCACAUGGUGGAGGUGUUUCAUCUGAACUGGGUUGGAAAAACCCUAAAACUGAUCCAGCUAAAUGCAAUUUAGCCAUGGUUCAUUUUAUUAUUUACCACUCUGCUUUUCCUACUGUGACAUGUCAAAAUGUUUUCUAUGAAUACUCAAAACAUUUACGACCAGAGCUGUGCUUUUAAAUACAUCUAUGCUACCUCAAUCUUAUUUUAGCUACCUAAUCUAAUCGCAGCAUGACAGAUAAUGUGCCAAUGUUGUUGCUGACACCAAAAUCACAAACAAUCAAUUGCAAUACUGUGUGCAAAAUGUUAAAGCAUUUGACAAAAGGAAAUAUUUGGAAUGAUUACAGCCAUGCUAGCAGCUCUGUGAGGCUGUAUGUAGGAACGGCAGUGCUUUGAGCUACGUACAUUUAAUGCUCACAAGUGCUUAUUUCCACUGAAGACAAAGAACAGCUUGUUUUGCAGGUAUUUGGUCAUCAGCCAAACUAUUGAACAAGUUACCAUUUUUAUCUAAUGAUAGUAAUAGAUGAGAAGUUAAGGGAUCACAAGUUAUUACAAUUCAUUCUGAGUGGGACGUGAAAAUGUGCCCCAAAUUUCAUGGCAAUCAUUUUAAUAUUUAAGAAAUUUCACUAAAAGCCAAAAGUGUCAACCUCAUGGUGGUGACAGAGGAAAGAUUAGGAAAUCACCAAAGUCAAUAGGAUACAUCUUCUGGGAGCCACAAAUGCCUAUACAAAAUUUCAGGGCCAUCUGAUCAAUAGUUGAGCUAUCUCAGUCUGUCCGAAAAAGUUGGCUGAUUGACCAACAUUAUCCUACCAAGAGUCAUGUCGCUAGCAUGGCUAACACUGAGAUGUUUGAAAUUGGUUACGUAGUGUUUUGCUUUACAUCUUCAACAAGAGGAAACUGGAGUAUCAUUUUACCUAAUAGAUUUGCAACCAAUCACUGUCUCUAUUUCCCAAUUAGUGUAACUCAGACUUUUGGUCAGUUACUUUCAUUGCUACCUUAUUGGGAGAAUGUGAUUUGUCAUUUUUAUUAUCUAUGAAAAUAAAUGAUUUAAUCCCAGUACUAACAUCUUUUUUUUUUUUUUUUAAGGCCUAAUGUCUUCUUUCUCUUGUAUGAACUACUGGUCUGAAACAGUUGAUUGUCAGGGUGGUUUACAAGAGUAUUUGUGAGUGUUGGCAGCAGGUUAAGCACUGGUCAGAAUUCCAUGUUAAACUUUAAAAAAAAAAACUUUUCAAACCUUAUUAAACAAAAACCUGAGGUGGGAGGAGACCAUUUGACCUGCAUGCUUAACAGGUUUUGUCCACAAAAGUAUUUUGUGAGGACACUCACCAAGCACAAAGGUAACCUAUACUAGACAGCAUGUGCGUACGUAGUUGUAAGCAGAAUCAAGACAAUUUGUGAACUGUACUUGGGUUUAAUUAUUUUGCCAGUAGGCAGGAUAAAAAAAGUGACAACGCAAAAAAUUUAUCGACCAUCUUUAUUUACCGACAGAGGUCUCUAAUAGCAGGGCUAGAAUUCACACAUUUGUAGAGCACUUCAGUUGUUCCACACAAUGAACGACUGUAUUUCUUUCAGAGCAAUUAUGCAGUGGUGCCACUGUGGUAGCUACAGGGCAAGUCAACAGUGGAGGAAAAUAUCAGCACAGAACAAACAGCAGAACCAAACUGACGCUGGGCUGAGUUGACAUGUGUGGAAGGAUGCUCGAGUGGAGUGUGUAAACAGUCGGAGAGGGUCUGAGGGGGGGCCACAGCCGCAUCUCAAGAUACUUCCUCUCCCUAUCACUCUUUGCAGUAAAACAAAGGCUUUGAUUGACUUUGCACAUGGUGAGUAAUCAGAGAUGAAAUGAGCAAGGAGGAAGAGACAUUAGAUGGUGAACUGCACCCCAAACAUAAGUAAAGCAGAAGACAUGGAGUAGCUUUCAGCUUCAAAUGAAUCCACUUGACAAAUGUCUCAGGAUCACAGCAAAUUUAGGAGAGUAAUCACCAAUGCGUUCCUCCAAAAAUGACCUAAUGUUCCUCCUUCAAAACACUUCAGUACAAAAGAACCUUAAUACAGAUUUUGGUGCCAUUUCAUCAAUGCAUUCAAAUGUAGACAGCAUCGCUUGAUCAAAGACCAAGGGGUGUCCUAUUUGCACCAUGUGAAAUACAGUCUCUGAAAGAAUUUAUGAAAAUAGUCAAGAUUUACAGGCCGAAGAUCAUAGAAGAAUAGACCUCCUGUAUAAAAUAUAAAACAAUACCCCAGUGCUAAAGAAAAAAAAAAAUCCAUAAAUCUCAAUGAGUGAAGCUGUAACUUCAUCCGAAAUACCUGGUGUGGCAGAGCUUAUGAGCUUGGGUUGGAACUCUGCAGUGCCUAUUUUAAAGCAAGCAAGCAAUGGCACACACCAAGCUAAAGAUACUCUUCUUAUGCUUAUAUUUCGAAAUGCAUAUUUUCAAGCAGCAAUUACAAAAAUUUAUCAAUGGACAAUGCAUAACCUCUGAAAAAAAUACUGUAUGAAAA
This is a messenger RNA of Seriola aureovittata, 6320 nucleotides long. RefSeq names its product interleukin 12 receptor, beta 2a (gene il12rb2). Bases 305 to 2773 code for a protein of 822 amino acids. The transcript is spliced from 16 exons. The record is from RefSeq and is a predicted model, not a curated record. Gene Ontology annotation, molecular function: protein binding; cytokine receptor activity. Gene Ontology annotation, cellular component: membrane. NCBI's taxonomy places the organism in Eukaryota, Metazoa, Chordata, Actinopteri, Carangiformes, Carangidae.